Messenger RNA from Lingula anatina, 1512 nucleotides. RefSeq lists its product as uncharacterized. Gene Ontology annotation, biological process: proteolysis. The record is from RefSeq and is a predicted model, not a curated record. NCBI's taxonomy places the organism in Eukaryota, Metazoa, Brachiopoda, Lingulata, Lingulida, Lingulidae. Gene Ontology annotation, molecular function: serine-type endopeptidase activity.
AUGGCACAGUUUGUGUUGCUGUUACUUUUGCUGGUUACCAUUGCGAGUCCCUGCUGCUCUGAGAAACACAUAUACCAGGACACAAUGAUGGUGGGAAGUCCACCACACAGUCAGCGAAAGUAUGGAAAGAUACAGAGGACACCUGCAGAUAGAAAUGGAGCUGAAGUCAUUCGAUACGUCGGUGGUGCUGGAAUACCGGAUUCAUACAUAGUAAAAUUAAAGACCGGCCUCUCACGUGGGAAGGCAUUAGAUUUUACCAAUACUUUGAAAGCUGAAAUGACCACCACAGCCUUUGGCAACACAAGACGUGGUCGGGGGCCGCAAGUCGGAAAACUUCAUGAAGUAGGGGAAAUAAAGUUCCUUACAAUCGAGACAACCGAUAAGGGCCUUGCACAACUUCGUAGACAGACAGAUGUUGUUGACGUCAUUUACCAGGAUACCUAUGUGUAUGCCGACGGCUGUACAUGCCUGGUUGACUGUCAAAAUAAAACAGAGGAUCUCGGCGACAAACAGUGUUGGUCUUAUGAUACCGGUGUUUGGGGUCUUGACAGAAUCGACCAGACAACACGACUGCCUAACGGCAAGUUCAACGUGAAGGGAACAGGAAGUGACGUCGAUGUGUAUAUAUUUGACUCUGGGGUUUAUGCCGAGCACCAGCAAUUUUUACGUGAGGACAACAGCAGUCGGGUGACAUUUGGAAAUAAAGCAGACACCAGUUGGUCAGAUACAGACAUCAAUGGUCACGGGACGCACGUUGCAGGGACCGUUGGAGGCAUUACCACGGGAGUUGCCAAAAAUGUUAAGUUGAUCAAUGUGAAGGUAUUGAACGACGAAGGUAGCGGUUAUACCAGCGGAAUUAUGGCAAUGUUAGAGUGGGUCCGUGAUCAAGUGGACGUGACAAAACGAAAGUCUAUCAUCAAUAUGUCCUUAGGGGGACCGCAGCAAGACCUUUUCGAUGAUCUAGUCAACACGCUGGUGACCGAGGCUGGAAUUGUAGUCGUUGUCGCUGCUGGGAAUGAUAACUCACUGGCAUCGUUCACGUCACCCGCCAAUGCCGAGGAAGCCAUUACAGUUGGGGCAACGUGGGACAAUGACGACAGGGCCUAUUUCUCCAACUAUGGACCCAGGGUGGACAUAUGGGCCCCCGGACAGUUUAUCCUGAGUGCCUACGUAGGUAGCCCAGAUAGCUCUGCUAUAUCCAGCGGUACGUCCAUGGCUUGCCCCAUGGUGGCCGGUGCCGCCGCUGCCUACAUGAGUACUCUGGACCACAACCCAUCGCCUACAGAGGUUAGACAACACCUCAUUGCCACCUCCAUGGAUAACGUUGUCACUAACAUCCCUGAGAAAUAUUGUUACAAGGUGACUAUCUCCAGAGAAGAAGGUUGUUAUUGGUGGAUGGGAACCUGUGAACGGGAGAUUUGCCUGCCCGGUACCUCUGUAACCAGACUUUUGAACGUUGGAUGUGACCCCUCACACAGCAGUUAUGUUGAUACUCAGCUUGAGACGCUUUAA